AUGGCCUUCGAGACAAUCCGGAGGGGCCGUGAAAAGCUCAUCACCUUCCUCCAAAGAGCUCCCGACCUCAUCUUGGAUGAUACAGCUGCCCAGGGCUUUGUCUCCGAGGCUGAGUAUGAAGCUCUGGGCAAGCUUUCGGACCCAAAGGAGAAGAUCCGCAAGCUCUUGGUCAAGGUGCAGAUCAAGGGGGAACAGACCUGCCAGCAGUUCCUGGAAGGCAUCCGGAGCCUCUUUUCAGAUCUGCCUCCGGAUCUGUGGCCUCCAACGAGUGCAUGCACAGAUCUAAAGCAAGGAGAUUGUUGUCUUGACGAGGUUUUGGUUAACGGUGGCCCAGAAAAUCCAGAAGUGGAAGUGGUGAAAGCGGAGGACGAAUUAUCGGCCAAGGAUUCUAAAGACAAAGAAUUAGAAAAUGUAUCUGGUGAGCAAGAACCUGGUCAGGAAGCGAUGGAGACGGACAUUUCUGACGAAGGAGUUAAGAGUUUCCUGAUGAAGCUGGGGCUUCCCGAGCGAAGCAGCAGGAAACUCACCAUGGGAGAUGUUUUAGAAAUCACCCCCGAGUGCCUCGCAACCGUGACUCCUCAGUCACUGGAAGAUUUACCUUGGCACUUCUUGAGAAAACUGAUGGCCCUCAGCGGGACAGCCAGAAAUACAGCCCUUGUACACCAGGAUGAGGAAGACGGAGACGAGGAGGUUGAUGUGGAUGAUGACUGGUUCUUUCUGAGGGGAAUGGACUCUGGAGUUUCUGUAAACCCCCUCGAUGUCCUUUGCGCUGUCUUGUUUUGCUCUGAUAGCUUCCUUCAGCAGGAGAUCUUCCUCAAAAUGUCCAUGUGCCAGUUCGCCCUCCCUUUGAUUUUGCCAUCUCCCAAGUGCAUCUUUAUGCUCUGGGCCCUCAGGGACAUUGUGAGAAAAUGGAGGCCUCACUGCCUGAUAGAGAAGAGAGGCUUUAGAGAGGAGAGCCUGGUGAGAACAUCCAUGCCAACCAUUUCCUUUGUGCGGAUGGGCCGAUCCGGCCUCUCCAAAUCCAGGCUUCUCAAUGAGGUCCUCAGUUCCCCUCAGCAGCACCAUGACUUCUUUGUACACAGGGAUAUAGAGUGCGGGAGUGCUCCGCGAGAGAUCAGCGACGGGCUGGUAGAAAUCUCCUGGUAUUUUCCGGGAGGGAGGGAAAAUUCAGAUCUCUUCCCAAAGCCUGUGGCCGUUACAAAUCUCCGUGGGGACAUUGAGUCACACUGGCUGCAGUUCAGCUUUUUAACAGAGGUCUCAUCAGCCGUGUUCAUCAUUACAGAGAACAUGUCUGACAAACAGUUUGAGAUGCUGACAACUCUUCAGGGUUCGGCAUCUAAAUACUAUUUUAUCUUGAAUGUUGAUGGUGAGAAAUCAAAGGAGACCCUGAGGUUCCUGAACAAACUCGCACCGUUGCUGAGCAUGACCAAAUCACAAAUACUGGUGAAAGAAAAGAACAAAAAUACCCCAGAAUUUGUGAAAAAAUUACGGUCAGCCAUAAGGAACAUUGUUAACUCUCCUCAAAAGGUGAUCAACAUUGAAGAUAUGGCAAAGGUCAGUCAAGAACUGGGAAUCCAGACUGAUGAAGAUACAAAGAACUGUCAGAAUGGAACUCUGCACGCCAAUGAAAUUGUUGAAGAAAUAGAAGAUGUUGUGGUCUACAAGAAGGAGAUGCUGAAACUUCAGGGGGACUUGUGGAGAAACCUGGCCAAAGUAGAGAAAGAACUUUGCAGGAUGAAAAGGCAAGGUGAUACCCCAGCUGAAGAUUACAAGGCCCAACUCAGAGAAAAACUAAUAGCUUUACGUUCACAGCAGAAUCAAUAUGACAUCACUAAUGGAAUAACAAAAUUUAUUAACGGAAUACAACAGCUUCACCCAGUGGAGAAACGUCAUUUCCUGAAAUGGCUGAAGUUCAACCUGGAUUGUCUUGCUAGGACAAACUUGUCAAAAUUAAGAGAGGAGUAUAAAGAACAUUAUCACACUGCUGGAAAUGAUCCGGGACAGCUGGCACAGCUGGAUGAAUUAAUUUCCAAAAGUUCCUUAGGCGUGGAACAUUUCAUGCGUGAGCUGGGGCAGUUUUAUGAAGCAGAGUACAUGAUGGUGAAGGAAUGUAAGAUAACCGAGAAAUACAGACAAUUUGUACACCUACCAGGGAUUGCUGCCGACCUGAUGCUGGAAGGGUUUCCAAUGGAGUUGAUUGAUGGAGAUGCAUCUAACAUCCCCCUGCAAUGGAUAACUGAUGUUUUGACAGCACUUCAUUCCAAACUAGAGGGCAAAUCCAGGAUGAAGGUUCUAACGGUACUGGGUGUCCAGAGCACUGGCAAAUCCACCCUUCUCAAUACUAUGUUUGGGCUCCAGUUUGCAGUCAGCAGCGGCCGAUGUACCCGAGGGGCCUUCAUGACCCUCCUAAGAGUCUCAGAGAACUUCCAGCAGGAGCUCAAUUGUGAUUUCAUCUUGGUGAUCGACACAGAAGGCUUGAAAGCCCCCGAGCUGGCCAAAUUGGAGGACAGCUAUGAACACGACAAUGAGUUGGCCACCCUAGUGAUUGGACUGAGCGACAUCACUCUUGUGAACCUGGCCAUGGAGAAUGCCACCGAGAUGAAGGACAUCCUGCAAAUUGUUGUCCAUGCCUUUCUGAGGAUGGAGGAAACUGGGCACAAACCCAAUUGCCAGUUUGUCCACCAGAACGUCAGCGACGUUUCGGCCCACGAUCAAAACAUGAGGGACAGGAAACUCCUCCUGGAACAGCUCAAUGAAAUGACCAGAGCUGCAGCGAGGAUGGAGAAACAAUUCAGAGAAGUUUCCUUUUCAGAUAUUAUGGACUACAAUCCAGAAAAGCACAACUGGUACAUCCCUGGUUUGUGGCAUGGAGUCCCACCCAUGGCCCCAGUAAAUAUGGGAUACAGCGAGAGUGUGUCAGAUUUGAAAAGAUCCCUAUUUGAAUUUAUGAGGACCUGCUCCCGAAACAGACAUUCCAAAGACAUCCCCCAGUUUGUUGAAUGGGUGAGAAGCCUGUGGAACGCUGUAAAACAUGAAAAUUUUAUCUUCAGCUUCCGUAACAGCCUUGUAGCUGAUGCUUACAACCAACUCUCAGUGAAGUAUUCAGAAUGGGAAUGGGAUUUCCAGAAGGAGAUGCAUCUGUGGGUAACCAAAGCUGAUACCGCAAUUCAGAAUCAAUCGCUAGAAGAUAUAGAGUCUGGUGCAUUCGAUAAGUUGAGGCUUGAAGCUGAUCAGAAAUUGCGCAACGGACAGCAAAAGAUAUUGCAGUGCAUACAAAACUAUUUUGAGAGCGACGGAGAGAGCCUGCAUCUCAUAGAAAAGUAUAGAGAAGACUUCAUCAGAAGUGCUAAAGGUCUCCGGGAGCAGCUGGAAAGCUACUGCAUUCAUAAGUGUCAGCAGGCCAUCUUCAUACGCAAGGGACAGAGUAAGAUAGACAGUCUUCAGGCUACAUAUGCAAAAACCAUGCAAGGGAAGGUGAACAGUCUCCUGGAAGAGUGUAAAAGGAAGAAGAGCAAGCUGAGUUUUUUUGAACUGAAUGGGGAAUUUGAGAAAAUGUGGAAGGAAAGCUUACUGGAGUUGCCACCUAGUAACUUAACUCGCCGUGACAUUUAUGCAGAUGUCCACCAUCAGCUCAGAAAAGAUCUUGAAGUAUGUGGCAGCUCGGCCAACCAGCACUUGCAGAACUUACCCUGCUUUUCAGCCCGUCCCAGAAAUCCUUUCAUUGUUAAGGAUUGUUAUCUUAAAAAAUCAGCCAUUAGAAAAAUCACAGGUUUCAUCAACAAUUACACAGGUCUAUUCAGUGAUUAUACACAGCAACUAUAUGAAUAUGCCAAAUCCUUGAUUUGCGUAUCUGGGAGCUAUGUCAUGGAGAAAGUCAACACAAAAGGAGAUUAUGAUGAAACGUAUUGCCGCGAGUUGCUGAGACUGAUCAACAAAAGCAUUCGAGGAAAAGAUUUUCAAAAGCUUCACUCUACCAUUUAUUUUGAAGUGGAUCUGAAAUAUUUCAUUCUGGGAGAAGCAGCUGAUGCUUUUCAGGAAAUACAUAUCAAAUUCUUCAAGGCAAAUGACCCUCACCGACGUCUAGAAAAGCUCAAACCUCAAUAUUUAUCCACCUUCAGCGACCUUUACUAUGAGAAGGAUGCUUGUCAGAAGAGAGCCAAGGAUUUUUGUGAUCUGUGUCUGAGGCCAGCUCUGGUGGACCACCUCCACAAGAGACUUGGGAUAGAAAUAGUAGAUGAUUUCCUCAGCAGCCGGCAAUCCCUCCAGUAUGGAAGUAGGAGCUUUUUUCAGUUCACGGUUCAGAAGACAUUGCUAGAAGAGGAAGAAUUUGAUGACUAUGUCAAGUAUAUAAACUCAUAUGAGGAGUUUGUGAAAUCUUGGAUACAGGCACACCUGAUAGACCAUUACAGACAGAGAGAAGGAUUAGCCACCUUGGAGCGAGGAAUCCUGUCUACUGCAGUGAAGAAAGCAACAGAAGUUCUGGAGAGUUAUGAGGACCAAACUGGGACUUUGGCUGAAUUCUUGGAGCAUUUUUGCCAGGAGAUGGGUGAAGAGCUUGUCAUUUCCAAGGAUGGUCUGGAUGUUGUCCUGUUCAACAACACUGCCAAUGCCGAAUCCUUCUCAGCCGAGAUACAGGCCUGUAUCCCCACAGUGAUAGAAGACAUCCUCUCGGAGAAUUUUAAGAUGAGCAUCGAAGCGAUACUUGCAAGCAUUCCGUUCAAGCCCCAGGACGAAAUCUUCAAGCGGGUGUUUGGCUGUGGGAAGCAGUGCCCUUUCUGCAAAGUCCCCUGUGAAGCCGGAGGCGGCAAUCACCAAGAACACUUUGCAUCAGUCCAUCGACCUCAAGGGUUAGGGCGAUAUCGUUAUGUAGAAACAAACAUACUUGUUUACUCCUUGUGCUCUUCUGAUGUCAGUUCAAAUGCAACCUUUCAAAACCAAGACACAGCUUGGAAUCCGCACCCUUAUAAACAGUACCGCCGGUACUAUCCCGACUGGCGCAUCCAACCUGAUGCUAGCAUCACAGCCUCGGAUUACUGGAAGUUUGUCUUCAAAGUAUUCAAUCAACAGUUUGCCAGAAAGUACCGUGCCCUCCCUGCUGAUCUCCCCGAGGACUGGGAAAGAUUAACCAAACAGCAGGCACUGGAAAGCAUCCAAGAAGCCUUUAAUAUGGAAUAGCAAAGUUCACCCUUUCCAG
Euleptes europaea (tarantolino) is the source of this 5194-nucleotide messenger RNA. RefSeq names its product up-regulator of cell proliferation-like. Lineage: Eukaryota; Metazoa; Chordata; Lepidosauria; Squamata; Sphaerodactylidae. Gene Ontology annotation, molecular function: GTP binding. Gene Ontology annotation, biological process: regulation of apoptotic process. The record is from RefSeq and is a predicted model, not a curated record. Bases 1 to 5175 code for a protein of 1724 amino acids. The transcript has 4 exons.